Molecule: messenger RNA, 4830 nt
Organism: Lampris incognitus (smalleye Pacific opah)
Lineage: Eukaryota; Metazoa; Chordata; Actinopteri; Lampriformes; Lampridae
Gene: tom1l2a
Product: TOM1-like protein 2
Exons: 16
Coding region: 1-1623 (540 amino acids)
Biological process (GO): signal transduction
Cellular component (GO): membrane; endosome
Molecular function (GO): clathrin binding; phosphatidylinositol binding; ubiquitin binding
Source: RefSeq, a predicted model, not a curated record
AUGGAGUUCCUACUGGGCAAUCCGUACAGCACUCCCGUGGGCCAGUGUGUCGAGAGGGCCACAGACGGAGGACUGCAGAAUGAGGACUGGGCCCUCAACAUGGAGAUCUGUGACAUCAUCAAUGAGACAGAGGAGGGGCCGAAAGAUGCCGUGCGGGCACUGAAGAAGCGACUAAGCGGCAACAAGAACUACAGAGAGGUGAUGCUGGCGCUUACGGUAUUGGAGACAUGUGUGAAGAACUGCGGGCACAGGUUCCAUGUUCAGGUUGCCAACAGAGACUUCAUCGACGGUGUGCUGGUGAAGAUCAUCUCGCCCAAAACCAAUCCCCCAACCAUCGUACAAGACAAAGUGCUGGCACUCAUACAGGCCUGGGCAGAUGCCUUCAGAAGUAGCCCUGACCUGACUGGCGUGGUUCAUAUUUAUGAGGAGCUGAAGAGAAAAGGCAUCGAGUUCCCCAUGGCAGACUUGGAUGCUUUAUCACCCAUCCACACACCACAGAGGGGUAUACCAGAGGUCGACCCAGCCAUGCUCAAGUAUAAAGCCCCAGCCUCCCCCGCUGCUGGCCCCCCUAAACCUGCAGCCACUGUGGCCCCCGUCUCCGCCAUACAGAUCCCCCACAUCCCCAGUGUGCCAGGCUCCAUCACAGCCAACCCUGAACAGAUCGCAAGGCUGCGUAGCGAGCUGGACAUCGUCAGAGGAAACACAAAAGUCAUGUCGGAGAUGCUGACUGAGAUGGUGCCCGGCCAGGAGGAUGCUUCUGAUCUUGAACUACUUCAGGAGCUGAACAGGACAUGCAGGGCCAUGCAGCAGAGAGUGAUGGAGCUGAUCUCGCGCGUCUCCAACGAGGAGGUCACAGGAGAGCUGUUGCACGUGAACGACGACCUCAACAACAUCUUCCUGCGAUACGAGAGGUACGAGAGGUACCGGUCAGGUCGGACUGCGCAGAACAACGGGAUGUUGAAUGAAGCCUCAGAGGACAACCUAAUAGACCUGGGCGCAGGCUCCCCUGCUGUGGUAACCUCCAGGAUUACCUCCAGCCCCCCACCCCACUCCGCCGCGUCCCCUGCCCGUGACCACACUGCAGCAUCGCUACCCUCAGCGUUAGCUGAACUUGAUAUGGGUUCGAACAGCGGGAGCGGCACCCUUUCCUCACUGUCAGGCCAGACUCGGGACGACUUUGACAUGUUUGCUCAGACCAGAAGCAGCUCUCUGGCCGACCAGCGCAAGAAUGUGAAGUAUGAGGAUCCUCAGGCUCUGGGCGGCUUGGCCUCAGCUUUGGGUGUCAGACAACAGAACACAGGAGGGCUGAGGGUAAAAGGGGAUGAUAACCCUGCAGAUCAGGAGCUGCCCAUAGACAGCUGGCUUAUUACCCAAGGAAUGAUCCCUGUAUCGCAGUCCUCUGUCAUGGAUGACAUAGAGGAGUGGCUCUGUACUGAUGUGAAAGGCGAUGGCACUGAAGAAGGAGUGACCAGUGAAGAGUUUGAUAAGUUCCUCGAGGAGCGAGCGAAGGCAGCAGACUCUCUACCGUCUCCCCCGGGAGGUAACCCUGCCCCCCCUAUCAGCGCCCCAAGCAGCUCCCACAAGAAAGCCGAACGGACGGAGGAUGCCCUGUUUGCCUUGUAGACUCUUCCGGGAGAACGCGUCCCUCUCUCGGGUGCAUUUAAAGCACUUUUGCCCUCCUUGACCCCCCGACCCCAGCUGCCCUUCUGAUUCCAUUUCAUCGCAGUCCAGCAGGGGUGUUAGACACUGAUCUUGCCAGCUUGCCGGCGUUGCCCUAACAUGCGGAGAGGUCCAACCCAACAUAAUGGUUGCCCCAUGCUACGUCGUGUUAUUACUAUCUAUCGACGUGUUUGUCUGUCCGUGUGGGAUGUGCUUGCAGUGCUGCGUCUCAUCUCUAAAGCUGCACAGGAAGAGAGCCUAACUCUGCUGGGUAUGGUUUAGAAAUGAAAAUUCACCGGCUCCAUUACUGCAUAUUACUGUCUAGUGAUUGAGAUAAAUAGAAAAAGCCCCCUGGCAGACCUUGGCAUUGAGCCGAUAUAAUACGAUCAAGACAAUUAGUGAUAUACUGCAUUACUCCGCUUCACUCCGCUAAUUGCUAAUUUAUGCAUAUAUUCUUUGAAGACAACAUGAAACGGCGUUCGGGAGCGUAUCUUGCUUCCGCAAUGUGGCAUAUUUCCAAGGGAAAACCAGAUAUUAGGGCCGGACAGGACGGAGGCAGGGAUUUGAUUGGGUCGUGUAGCACAUUUUAUCACGGGUGAAGUGUUGCUCUCCCACCUGCGCCCCACAUGGUGACGCAAUCCCCAAAACUUGACGGUUUGAAAAGAGGGUCGAGUGAUUAGAUUUUUGUGUUAAAAUAAGUACAAACAGAAUAUUCAUGUUUUCUCUCUGGCAUAAGUUGUUGAAUAGCAGCAUAUAAUAUGACUUGGGAACCGAACCAAUGAGGGAAAAAAAGUCCACUUUCAUUUCACGUUGUCUUUAAAAUGACGACUACGGUGUUAUUUACUCGCGCUGUGGUUGUUGUCCAUCCAUUGGAGAGGUUUUUUAUUUUUAUUUUUUUGUUUUUUUUUUCCUCUCCAAUUGUUCCAGUUAAUAUUUCAAUUUACCUUUAUAAUAAUGAUGAAUCUAAGAUAAGUGGCGUUUGCUUGCAUUUUCUUUAAUUCAAAGGGGGAAAAAAUGACUGAGAAGCACUUGAUGGCAUUCUUCUUUUUUUGUCUUUUUUUUUUUAUCAGCUGAAGGCCGAACGCCCAAGCUAAACGCUAAAAGCCCAAGGAGUCUUGUCAGUUUUCUCUGAACAGACACAAAAAAAUAUAUAUAUCAGGCACUUCAGUAUUUGCCAACAAUACAACUUAAAACGUGAUCCAUUCCAAAGAGACCGCAAGGACCAACCGUUGCCUCUUGAGCAAUAAUCAUGUUCAGCGUUCUGAGACGUUGAGGUGUCGAGAUCGUUCUCAUUCCCCUGCUAAUGUUUCCUGCACUUUCUAAGCAAAAAGGGUAUUUUGUCCUUUGCAUUAACCGUAUGUUUGCUGUUUUUUAUUAUAGGGGAUGGGAAAUAACCUCGGACUGACAUCAGUUUGCACACAGCCUUUUAAACGCUUAUUAGAAAGUAGUAGAAAUCACAUGAAUGUGUAGCACAGAUGCGCCACUGACAUUACCAGCGUAGUGCAGUGGGGAUAAAGACCAUAAUUUACGAUGGCGUUCUGUCGUAAGAGGUGUAACCGUAUAUGUAGAUGUUUACUUACAAUGUUGCGUAUGGCGUAUAUACCUCAGAAUGCAGGGGCGUUACUUUCUGUAUGUGGUGAGACAUCUGGUAUUGACUCAUCGCAAAAGCCAGGAGGCGAAGUCAUUACAUAUUAUUUGACCCCGUUUAGAGUACCUGUCAAAACGACGUCUGUAUGUACACCCGUAAUCAUUCGUCUUUACGUGGCGGGUUCACACUAAAGCACUGAGACGCAUGAGCACAAACUUACUCCGUGACAGUGAGUCAUGACAGAGAUGUAUUUUCAUACUCUUGGGGUAUUACUAUUUAUCUGCCCUUGUUUACGGUUACCUUUCAUAAGGUUUUGGACUGUUCGGGCGUCCGGGUGGCGUGGCGGUCUAUUCCGUUGCCUACCAACACGGGGAUCUCGGGUUCGAAUCCCCGCGUUACCUCCGGCUUGGUCGGGCAUCCCUACAGACACAAUUGGCCUUGUCUGCGGGAGGGAAGGCGGAUGUGGGUGUGUGUCCUGGUCGUUGCACUAGCGCCUCCUCUGGUCUGGUCACUGUCAGGUGAAAAGAGGCGGCCGCCGACACCAUACAAGUAUAUAUCAGAGAAGGCAUGUGGUAGCCUGCAACCCUCCCCGGAUCGGCGGAGGGGGGGAUGCAACAACCGGGACGGCUCAGAAGAGUGGGGUAAUUGGCCAGGUACAACUCGGGAGAAAAAGGGGGGGGAGGGAAACAACCUCUUGUUCGAAACUACUUUGUUCUGCAUUGCAAGGAGGUUAAGGGCAUUAAUCUUAACGCCAUGUGAACAACAGCGAGUCUGUUUGACUUUCCUCCAUUUUUUCCCAGCCUAGCCAUGUCUUAAGUUAUUCAGCUGACAUUAUAUCCUUUUGCAUAGAGGUGAAUAUUCAUGGCUUGUGAUACCUGGUAUAACCUCGGUAUAAUUGCUACAGCGGUAAUGAAAACAACUAUCGGUAUAAGUUGUCUCUAGCCUAAUUGUUUUUCAAUGUAUUUAGUAUAACAAAAUAUUUUUUUAAUAAGAGCUUUAACUUGGCUUCAGUUUUGCAGAAUUGCUUCACUUUCAAGGUUUUGCAUAGUACCUAUAGUGAUUACGUAGUAACCUGGUGAUUAGGAUAACAGCAUCACAUAUGAAGUAUACAAUCAAACAUGUUCACUUCACAAACGUCUUGCCGUGCAGACUGAACAAAGAUGAUAACAAAAAGUGCAACAGGAGAUCCUUUUAAAAGGGAGCUUGACUUUCCGUGUUUGUGUGUUUUCGUGUCUCUGGUUUUAUAACGGAGCGUACUGUGUUAAUUGCUUUUAUGAAGCUUAAACCCCGAUCGCAACAUGUAUUCCUCAAAAUUUUGGCUUUCACUUCAUGGUUACUGAAUGUCUUUUUUUGUUGGGGCAAAACAUUUAACGUAGGUAAGGAAGGGGGAAAAAAAAGGAACCUGAACCAUUGUGGACAUGGAGGAUAGGAGGGGGGGGGGUUUCCUGGAUGGGAUCUGGUUGUGGGUGUUCCAUGUCUGUUCGGCUUUGCUGUCUUGCUGCCAUCACGUAUGGUUCGGAUCUGUUGUCGUCUGGCCUAAUGCACGUAUUUUAACUGCCCAAUAAAACACUAGCAACGUGUGA